AUGGCUUCCCCGAACUCACCGAGUACACUCUCGGCAGACAACCUAACGGUCCUGCCCCCCAUCCUGACAGAUGCCACGGUAAAGCCGUCGCCGAGCGCAAAGGACCGGUUAUCUACAUACUCGAAUCUCUCGUUAGCCUCUCAACAUCGUUCGCGCCCGGGCUCCCACAUCUUCCCCGUCUUUCAUUCCAGCCUGCCAUAUGCUCUUGUCCGAGACUUUGCUUACCCGACAAUCCACCCAUUCCACUAUGGUCCACCUCCUCUACCCUCCGGGGGUUCCACGCCAGCAAGCGAGUACCGUCGUUUGUCAGACCUGCCGAAUUCGUGGGAAAGCGCGCGGGGACCAUGGGCCUCUGGUCCAUUCAACAAUGAGACCAGCCAAAGCCACGGUCCGGGCCAUGGCCAAGGUCAUCAACAAUUGCCGGCCAUGUCCUUCGGGGACGGACCUCCGUACAGUGAAGAUGAAGAUUUGCACAGUCCAGUGGUGACAACGGUGCGUCAGCGGAAUAAAUCUAUCGGCACCGAUUCAAAUGGCAUGACAGAUGAGUACAUGGCCGAAGCCGCAGAUCGCGGCAUGUUUAUUAGCGUGAACCCUGAUGGGAGUGAGACAUAUUACGUCAAUUCGGAUGAUGCAAUGACAGAUGGACCUGGUGGAGAAUAUGUGACAUACCCAGUCAACGAAAGCAGGUAUUCUCAUUACGAUACCCAGCAAGGCCACGCACCCGACGUUACGUCCGAAGACAAUGGAGACCGGUAUGCGAAUGAUUAUCAAUUCGCUGUUGGCUGUCCGGAUGAAGAAAUGCACGGGAAAGCCGUCGCUCUCUUUGACUUCACCCGUGAACACGAGAAUGAACUACCCCUUACCGAGGGCCAGGUGGUCUACGUAUCUUAUAGACAUGGCCAUGGCUGGCUGGUUGCCGAGGACCCAACGACUGGAGAAAAUGGUCUUGUUCCCGAGGAAUUUGUGAGGCUGCUUCGAGAUAUUGAAGGGGGGUUGACCUCGUUGAACGGGGAACCUAUCUCGGACUCGACAGAAAGCAGUACCUCGAUUGAUAUGACUGAGGAUGAUCGCACUUCGACACCGACCCAAGAUGAUUCAACGAAUACCAAUGGCGACACUCCGAUGACUAUUUCCGUUGAAGGCACGAACGAGACCAACCAGGCCACUGGUGGUUCUGCUGGUUCCCGUGUCAGCAUUAUAUCCAAAACAUGA
Messenger RNA from Penicillium verhagenii, 1212 nucleotides. RefSeq names its product adaptor protein NBP2. NCBI's taxonomy places the organism in Eukaryota, Fungi, Ascomycota, Eurotiomycetes, Eurotiales, Aspergillaceae. The transcript has a single exon. The record is from RefSeq and is a predicted model, not a curated record. Gene Ontology annotation, molecular function: protein binding. The coding region runs from base 1 to 1212 and encodes 403 amino acids.